AUGAAUCGGUCGAUUACAAAGAGUUUUCAGACAUUCGACGAAGAGUUGGAGUGUGUUAUCUGCACAGGCCGUCUGCUAAAUGCCAAGUUCCUCCAAUGCCUUCAUAGUUUUUGCGCCGAGUGCCUCGAGCGAUGUGUGACAGUUCGAGGUAACAUAGAAGGCACUUGCCGCCUCCGUUCCAUCCCCUGUCCUCUCUGUCGCGAGGAAACCAUUUUACCUGAUAAUGGAAUCAACGGGCUGAAGCCAAAUAACCUGGCAAACAAGGUUGUCCAGGCCUUGGAGGGCAAUGACCACUGUGCCAAGUUGAUGGAUUCUGAAUUGUGUUGUGAGUCGUGCCGUACGAAGCGUUCUCGAGCAGUUGCCUACUGUCAAGACUGCCGCCAUUUUAUCUGUCGUGAUUGUGUGGGGUCGCACUCCUCCCUGAAACAGAUUCUGAGUGGACACCGCAUUAAGCCUCUCAAUGACCUUCGAAGGAGUCUGGUAAAGACCAAGAACGGGUACAAGGACGCCAACCACGGGAAGACAUGCUACCAGCAUAACGGACAGGUCAAGACGCACUUCUGUGAGACAUGCUCAAUGCUUGUGUGUAUCCGCUGCACAGGAGAUACCCAUCCCGAACCGCAUCACGUGUGCGUUGAGGCAAAAGACGCGGUAAAAACGCGAUUACGUAGCAUUCAAGAGCUCGUCGAACAAGGCCACGAUAAGCAGAAGGAAGUUGCAGACGCGCUACGAACGAUAGAUCGUCAACGCAACGAGGCGCGGCACGUCGUCCGCUGCCUGCAACAAGAGAUAAACGAUGCAGCUGACGCCGCGGUUGAGAACGCUCUCAAAAGCAUUGAUUUUCAGCGGUUAACCCUUCUCAAAGAAACAGACAGGCUGGACGAGUUCCUAACCGGAAAGUAUGACGAACUUGAAGCAGCGCGACUUGGUGUAGGAUCACUCCUUUCUAACGCGAGAAGCUUCGGUGUCAAAUUGAUGAAGAACCCAAGUGUCAAAGUACUUCUGACCUUCGACAAACUUAACACGACCUUGCACAAUUUAGUAUCGGAGCAGUGGGACAAAGCGUCGGUUGACUACAUCCAUAGUAUCACCAAGAACGUGAGGUUUGAGUCACAGGAGAACGCACAGUGGGUGUCGGUCGGGACCCUUGUCGAUCCAAAUCAGUGGUCACUCUCUAGAAGUAUCCCUAUUCCCGAGUCUAAGUCGGGCGAGGUCUCAUCGAUGUCGUACUGCUCCAGCGGAUCACUCUUCCUCGCCCACUUCAACGGCGUCGUCGAGGAGAUGACCGUCGACGGGAAGAUCACCCACGUCCUCAACACAGGUUCCGACAUCCGUGACAUGGCCGUUCUCUCCGACCGCACGAUCGUCAUUCUCGACGGGACAUGGCAAAUCGCGGUCUACGACCCAACCGGCAAAAAGUCCCGCAUGAUCCAUUCGAAGAAUGGCAGCACGGGUUUCACAUGUCUUACCGCGGACGCAGACGAUAUGAUUUUCGCGGGAGAAUUCCAUCGCGAUACGAUAUCCGUCUUCGCGAAAGAUGGGCGCCAAGUCGAAUCAAUACCCGCCGGUGGGAUCACGCCGUACCGCAUCGUUGUCGCAAACUCGGGCCAGAUUGUUCUGUCCCAUAGCCCUGCUUCCGUGUCCGUCUUGAAUCGCGAUGGAGAUGUAGAGUGCACCGUCCAUCGCAAGCAAUGGCAGUACGCUCUCGUCUGUUGCGACACCAAAGAGAACAUUUACAUCCUCUCUGGGAGUCGGGAUGAAAAGAAACUCAUCUCAGUGCACAAAUACACACUGGAGGGUUACAUCGUCGAAUGCGUAGUCCGACAUGUUGAAGUCGACGUUGGCUCGUGGCAUCCGAGAAUCGACUGUACGCCUGACGGUAACUUGGCGCUUGUGACCAAAACGAAAGUCGACAUCUACAGCAGCAGGUCUGUGAUCGAGCGGGAAAGAAAAGAGCUGGAGCAGGAGGAUUCUGAAAGAAAUGAAAUGCAAGAGGAAAAUUCACAGCCCUGA
Strongylocentrotus purpuratus (purple sea urchin) is the source of this 2013-nucleotide messenger RNA. RefSeq names its product tripartite motif-containing protein 2-like. The coding region runs from base 1 to 2013 and encodes 670 amino acids. Gene Ontology annotation, biological process: positive regulation of DNA-templated transcription. The record is from RefSeq and is a predicted model, not a curated record. NCBI's taxonomy places the organism in Eukaryota, Metazoa, Echinodermata, Echinoidea, Camarodonta, Strongylocentrotidae. The transcript has a single exon. Gene Ontology annotation, cellular component: chromatin; nucleoplasm. Gene Ontology annotation, molecular function: zinc ion binding; ubiquitin-protein transferase activity.